AUGUAUAUAAGUAUACACUGCCCCAUUCCUCCCCUCUUUUUUUUUUCUUUCUUUGUCUGUGCUGUGUGCUGCUCUGCUGUUUUAUGGGUGUCGGUGCCGUGUCGCCGGGGAGGGGAGCCGUCGAUGGCGAGGUAUGACCUCGGGGAAUGGGUCCAGUCACGUGUGCUGCGGAGCGUCGCGUCACCGUUCCACGGUGUCAUGCGGGAGGAGAGCACCAGACACGAAUGCAACCUUGAGCGGGGCCGAGCAGCCGCUUCUCCUGAUAUGGAUGCUGCAGGCUGUGCGACAAUGCAGGAGUCAGCGCGGCACUACAUUUUUUUCCCGCGGCAAAACACAAUGGACGUUUCCAGGGAACUUGACACACCAGCUGCAUUUUCGACAGUAACGCUCAUCGGCGGCACCGGUUUCUUUGCGCGGUUUGUUGCGGAUCAGUGUCUUCGGCGUGGCAUUAGCGUGACGGUUCUUGCGCGGGAUCUUGAGAAGGCAAAGAACACUCUCCUUCCGCGUCUGCGGUGCAAUGUAACAAAGGGUACGGAGAUUGUGGAAGAACACAACAUGGACCUGAUGGAAUGCGACUGCUUUUUGCGUUACACGUCCAGCAUGAAGAGGGGAAACUUUGCUGUACCGUUGCAGUUGGAAAUACUGAAAGGCGAUGUAACGUCCCCACAGGCUGUGCAGCAUGCGGUGCGGCAGGCAUCUAUUGUUGUGUACAUGGCAUCCGCAAAGUGCAGCAGCUGGUGGAGGCCGUGGGCAAAGAGCAAUGUUCCUGGCUGUGUCAAGGUGGAUGUUGAAGGGCUGCGCCACACGAUCGAUGCAUGUAGUCUCGUGGACGCCCACCUCGUUGCAUUUGUACCGCUCUUCAACAGAUCCUCGUGGGCUUCGGCGCUGCAAUGGUACCGCACGCUGUUUUUGUACCGCGUCGGCUAUCUCAAGGCCACGCGACGGCAGGAACAUCUUCUAAUUGACGACGACGGCUCUCCUUCCGCGCUGUGUCUUCAGCAUGGCGGACCAAUGCGCUUUACGUUGUUUCGAGUAACUGACAUUGUAAACCCAAGUUUUAACGAGCGCGUGGCAAUCGCAAAGAACAACAACGUCGCUGACCCAGUUCAUCUCAUUCCUCUUCGCCGUGGGGAUGUGGACGCGAACCUGCUGGCAAACAUUCUCCUGCGUGCCGUGGCGUUAUGUCGCUCCUCAAUCGGAAGUCGGAUAGAUGUAACGGGGUGCAUGCGGAAUGGCGUUGGAUUGGCACAUGUGGACUCGUUAUUGCACAGACUGCGCAACGAGUAG
This is a messenger RNA of Trypanosoma cruzi, 1287 nucleotides long. RefSeq lists its product as uncharacterized. The coding region runs from base 1 to 1287 and encodes 428 amino acids. The record is from RefSeq and is a predicted model, not a curated record. The transcript has a single exon. NCBI's taxonomy places the organism in Eukaryota, Euglenozoa, Kinetoplastea, Trypanosomatida, Trypanosomatidae.